Spodoptera exigua (beet armyworm) is the source of this 231-nucleotide messenger RNA. The record is from the annotation of a GenBank genome assembly. NCBI's taxonomy places the organism in Eukaryota, Metazoa, Arthropoda, Insecta, Lepidoptera, Noctuidae.
AUGGCCGAAUGGUCUCUACCCGACCUCGACUGUCCGAUAAACCACUUCAACACGUUUCAUUUCGCGACCUACCCCUCGAGCUGCGAGCACGAGCCCGUGCCGCGAGUUCCUCUCGGUCCGCCGCCGCAAGCGCAACCCUGUCUGCCAGCGAGCACUGCGGCCACCAUGGCCCUUCAAUUCGCCCCGCAGCUGCAAUAUGGCAGCGCGGCAGUGGUCCCCUCCAAAGGUUGA